Molecule: messenger RNA, 2927 nt
Organism: Aphidius gifuensis
Lineage: Eukaryota; Metazoa; Arthropoda; Insecta; Hymenoptera; Braconidae
Gene: Cog7
Product: conserved oligomeric Golgi complex subunit 7
Exons: 7
Coding region: 455-2671 (738 amino acids)
Biological process (GO): intracellular protein transport; Golgi organization; retrograde vesicle-mediated transport, Golgi to endoplasmic reticulum
Cellular component (GO): COG complex
Source: RefSeq, a predicted model, not a curated record
UUAAAAAUAGAAAAAUAAAUAAUGUUAUCAUUCACAAGUGUACCAUGAAAUUUGAUGAAAUCAUCAAAUUUAUUAUGAGAAAUUGUGAGAUAAGAUUAGACAAGAUACCUGGAUAAUAUUGAUUUUUAAAAAUAACUUGAAACUUUUAUUUUUCGAGUUAUUUUUCUAAAAAAAAAAAUGUUGAAAUUUGACAUAAUACAUAUCUUAUCAUAGAACGCGGAUGUGUGAUAUGAAAAAAAUAAAUGUUAAAUUAAAAAAAAAAAUACAAAAAAAAAAAACGAGAAGAAGAAGUUGUCUACUUUUUCGAUAAAUCGAUUAUCUCGUAGCCAACUUCAGACAAGCCAAUGUUUUUCUGUCAAACAAAACCGGACAACAAUAGCCAUUCUUUUAAAAAAAAAAAAUAAAUAAUAAAAACAAAAUAAACAAUAUAAACUUGGCUCUAAAAUAAAACAUAAUGGAUAUAUCAGCAUUUUCAGAUGAUGAUUUUGACGUCAAGAAGUGGAUAAACAUGAAAUUCAAAUCCACUGAAGCACAGGGUGAUAAAGAUGCUUAUGUUUCGACGUUGGUUAUGAAAUUACAACUUUACGUACAACAAUUUAAUGGAUCCCUUGAAGAGACAAGUCAAUCUGUAUUGUCAAGUUUACCAAGAAUACUUCGGGAUACACAAAUUCUUCAACAGGAAGCUCUAUCACUGAAAGAAAAAAUGGUAUCAGUUAAACAAGAAAUAGCCAAGGUUGAUAAUGACACUUCAUCAUCCAUGAUGGCCUUGGAAAAAAUUGACAAAAUAAAAAUGAGUCUUCAACUGGCUAAACAGAGUCUUCAUGAGGCUGAUAAUUGGAGUGUUUUAGCCAAUGAUAUUGAAGAGCUAUUUGAAACAGAUGAUAUUGAAAAUAUUGCUGUUAAAAUAUGUAGUAUGCAAAAAUCAUUGUCAAUGUUAUCAAAUGCCAUUGAUUAUGAGGAUAAAAAAAUGCAACUUGAUGGAUUUAAAAAUCGUCUUGAGGCUGUUAUUAGUCCAAAAAUUGUUCAUGCAUUUACAGCUAAAAAUUUAGAUUCAUCAAAAUUAUAUGUGACAAUUUUUGAUAAGAUGAAUCGUCUACCUCAGUUGUUGAAAUACUAUCAUAAUUGUUUAAAAGUAUCACUUUGUCAAGAGUGGAGAAAAAUCAUAGAAAUCGCACAAGAUGAAAAUAUAUCCUACUGGCUUCAUGCCUUUUAUGAUAAACUUUUAUCCGAGUGGCAUGAUCAGGUCAAGUGGUCAAACAACGUAUUUCCUGAUGCAUCAAUCAUAACAAUUUUGGAUAUUUAUACAGACUUGUUGCAGAGCCUAGAGCCAAGUAUACCAGAUUGUAUAUCAACAGCAUUAAAACAAUAUUCAACAUCAAUGCAAUUAACAUUUCUCAUUGAAUUAAAACAAAUAACACGUCAUUUUGCUGUUAAUUUAAAUGGCUCAAUAGAUAUGUCAUUUAAAAAAAAGGUAAACAAUGAAAAAAAAUUACUACAACUUGCCAAAGCAAUUUAUCAACCAUAUGUUGUUUAUGUUAAAAAAUAUAACACAUAUGAGACUGAAUAUUUAACACAACAAGUUGAUACAAUUGAUGAUAAUCAUGAUGAUUUAAGUGAUACAAUUAAUUCAUUAUCAAUGAGUAUAUCAAAAAUCAUUGAAUAUGCUAAUGAUGCAUAUAAAAGAUGUAAAUUAUUUACAGAUAAUUGUGCUUAUCAAAAAUUAAUAAUAUCAAUUGAUAUAUUAUUUAAAAAAUAUCUUGAUAAAUAUCGUAGCUGUAUUAAAAAAUUUAAUAAAAUUAAAACAAAACAUGAAGAUUGGAAUUUAUUUCAAAUGUGUUUAACGCUAUUACAAAUAAUUGGUGAUGUAUUAGUUAAAAUUGAAGAAUUUGAAAAAUUUUUAACAACAAAUAUCAUUGAUGAUAUAAAUAAAUUACAAAAAAAUAAUAAUGAAAAUGAUGUAUUUUUAAAAUAUCAAGAAUUAUUAUUAGAUAAUAAUGAUAUAAAAGAAGUUGAUGAUUUUUUAAUGAAUUUAAAAAAAAAUGAUAAAACAUUAUUGGAAGAAAUUAUCAAGCUGAUUCAUUCAAUUUGUGGUGAUUUACAUAGUACAACAUAUGAAGUUAUAUUUUCGCCAAUUUAUACACAAUUAUUGACAAUUAAAAAAGCACCAGCAUGGUCAAAUGAUGAACAUCAACAAACAUAUGCUAUUGAUCUUCCAGAUUAUAGUUUUUCACCACAAGAAUACAUAACACAAGUUGGACAAUAUUUAAUGACAUUGCCACAACAUUUAGAGCCAUUUUUAUUACGUGAUAAUCCAAGUUUAAUGCAUGCAUUAAAAGCAGCUGAUUCACAGUAUACACGUGGCUCAACUGAGUCUGGUUUUACUGAUACAUUAUUGGGAAUUAUUGCAAAAGGUACAUGUCAAAUGUUUCAAGAUCAAACAAUUGGUGGUAUUGAUAAAAUAAAUAACAGUGGAUGUAAACAACUUGCAACUGACAUUGAUUAUUUGGGUAAUGUCUUUGAAGAACUUGGUCUAGCAUUGUCUGAUAAUCUUCAACAAAUGUCAAUGCUAUUGAGAUUAACAAGUGAAGAGUAUCAAACUGGUGCUGCUGGAUGUAAUCCAAGAAUUGUUGCUGCUGUUAGACAAAUGAGAAAUAUUCCAUCAUCUGGCUAAUUAAUUGUUAUUGAUAAUUUAAUUUGUUAUUCAGUAUUUAAAUAUUAUUAUAUUGUUUAUUUAUUUCGAGAAGAAAAUGUCUAAUUUUGAAAGAAAAAAAAAAAAAGGGUGUGAUUUAUAAUUUAAUAAAUUUAUCUGAUAAAAUUGAUGUAAAUUGUUGAAAUUAAUUGUUAUAUAAUUUAUUAAUAAUUAUUUGUUUGUAUUAAAACUUGAAUUACCUUAUCAUACUGUCAAUAAAUAAAUAAUAUUUUAUAAA